This is a messenger RNA of Triplophysa dalaica, 2251 nucleotides long. RefSeq names its product dopamine receptor D5a (gene drd5a). Gene Ontology annotation, cellular component: plasma membrane. Gene Ontology annotation, biological process: adenylate cyclase-activating adrenergic receptor signaling pathway. NCBI's taxonomy places the organism in Eukaryota, Metazoa, Chordata, Actinopteri, Cypriniformes, Nemacheilidae. Gene Ontology annotation, molecular function: G protein-coupled receptor activity; dopamine neurotransmitter receptor activity. The record is from RefSeq and is a predicted model, not a curated record. Bases 249 to 1502 code for a protein of 417 amino acids. The transcript has a single exon.
CUCUCUCUCUCUCUCUCUCUCUCUCUCUCUCUCUCCACCUCGAGCUUAAAAUAGCAGUGAGGAUUUUCCGCGCGCUCAGACAGAGGUCAUACGAUCCUCGAGCUUCACGCGAACGAACCGGACCGAAACCGUUUGUUCAUCGGAACAGAUCGGCGUCGACUUCACCUUUUCAUCGUGUACCAGAUCAUGCGGGUGACCGCGCCAACACACGGACCCGAUGACGACCCGUGACUUCACCGGGACUCGCGAUGUCCAGCCCAACCGAGUCCGAGACGCGAGGGAUGUUCGCCCGCGCGCUCACCGGAUGCCUGCUGUGCGCACUGAUUCUCUGGACGCUGUUCGGGAACAUCCUGGUGUGCGCCGCGGUGUUCCGGUUCCGCCACUUGCGCACCAAAGUUACGAACACUUUCAUCGUGUCUCUGGCGGUCUCGGACCUGUUCGUGGCCGUGCUCGUCAUGCCGUGGAAGGCAGCGGCGGAGGUGGCCGGAUUCUGGCCGUUCGGCUCGUACUGCAACAUCUGGGUGGCGUUCGACAUCAUGUGCUGCACCGCGUCCAUCCUGAACCUGUGCGUCAUCAGCGUUGACCGCUACUGGGCCAUCAGCAGCCCGUUCCGCUACGAGCGCAAGAUGACCCAGCGCGUGGCGUUUGUGAUGAUCGGCGUGGCGUGGACUCUGUCCGUCCUUAUUUCGUUCAUUCCGGUCCAGCUGGAUUGGCACAAGGCGGCCGCGGAGACGAACGCGAGCGGCCCCGGAGACAACUGCGACUCGAGUCUGAACCGGGAGUACGCCAUCUCGUCCUCGCUCAUCAGCUUCUAUAUUCCCGUGGCGAUCAUGAUCGUCACUUACACGAGGAUCUACCGGAUCGCGCAGAUUCAGAUCCGGAGGAUCGCCUCGCUGGAGCGCGCGGCAGAGCGCGCGCAAAGUUGCCGGACCAACCGGCUCGCGUGCCAACACCACAACACGCUCAAAUGCUCCAUCAACCGGGAGACCAAACUUCUGAAGACUCUGUCCAUCAUCAUGGGCGUGUUCGUGUGCUGCUGGCUGCCCUUCUUCAUUCUCAACUGCGUUGUUCCGUUCUGCGACAAACCGACCGGCGCUCCGGGCUCGGGUCUCCCGUGCGUCAGCGAGACCACGUUCGACGUGUUCGUGUGGUUCGGCUGGACCAACUCCACCCUCAACCCCAUCAUUUACGCGUUCAACGCCGAGUUCCGCAAGGGUUUCGCCAGUCUGCUGGGCUGUCGGAACCGCUGCUCCGGUACUCCUGUGGAAACGAUCAACAUCAGCAACGAGCUCGUGUCCUAUAACCAGGACGCGCUGUUCCAUAAACAGAUCGCGAAGGCGUACAUCGACAUCAUACCCAAUGUUGUGGACUGUAUUGACGCCGAGGACGCUUUCGAUCGGAUCUCGCAGUUUUCUCACGAUAACGACGUUUGCUCGGACUCGGAGUGUGACGCGGACACGCGCGCGUCUUUCACUCCGAACGGAAUCCACGGGCCGACGUGAACUUUUGAGUUUUGAACGGGAUGCUGGAGCACGGCGUCAUCUGAAGACGCUCGUUUUGAAAUUAUAAAAGCAGAUAUCGACAUUCAACAACUGAUAUUGAUGAGACCUGCUGACUACUGUAACGGCACAACGCACGCAGAAUUUACACACACACACACACACACACACACACACACACACACACUGAUCAAUGACACACAACUGCUGGAGAGAUUCUUUUGCCUUACACCCAGUGCAAUAUGAAACACUAAUGAAGAUAAACUUUCAUCACAAAAUGCCAAAAACUGAAGUGGAGCGCAGACACACUUCAGCUGCGUGCCAGUCUUCGUUUCCUUUGACAGGAGCGUCUGCGCAGGCGCAACACUCCUGCAGUAUUACAACCAACAUGAGCUAAUAUCUUUUUAAAAACUGAUUAAUUUAUUUAAUUAAGAAAACAAUGAUGUGCUGCUGAUGUUUUUAUAAAUGAACUGGAGAGAAAGACAAACACUUUCAGUAUUGUGUGUGUUUACAGUGAAUGUGUGAAGAGAUGAUUUAUACGGUGAGACACAGACAGAUGUAAUGUUGUGUUGUGUUUCAUUACUGUAAGGUUUGUUGUUUACAAAAGCAAAGACCUUAGAUUUACUGUAACUGUGGCACUGACACCAUGAAACGGUUUCUAGACUUUGACAUUGUAAUAUUGUGUGUGUUUCACACACUGGAAUGUAAAAUAUCACGAUAGUCACGUUUUCAAUAAAAAGAUUGUUAAAGCA